GGCUGCUGCAUCUUUGCGGCCGUUUUUCCGUAAGCGCGCGGGGAGUCUCGUCGAGCUCGCAGAGGGGAAGAAUGAACUGCGUGACGGGGAUAACCGUAACCUUGUCAGCUUGAGGUCAAUCGUGUGCGACCUGGCAACAUGCAGUGGCCACCAACCGAUUAAGGCUAGGCUAAAGGUGUCCCACCUGUUAUAGCGUUCGUUGUGCCUUUCUGAAGGGGGAAAGGCAUUACGAACGGGAUAGACGGACACCAAGAGCCUACGCCUAAGAAAGAAUCAUACCCGGUGGAUGUUCAUCCAUGUCCGGAAUUGAAAGAGGGUGAAGACGGAGAAGACUAUAUGAAGGAUGUGGCGCAGUGGCAGUUCCCAGAGGAAGCUGUGGAAAUCGUGAAGGACAUCGAGGCGUUUGAUAUUAGGUCAUGAACUUCUUGAUCACGACCAGUUUUUGAAACUUUUGAGUGGAGUAGUUCAGAAGUUAAUUGGAUCAACAGUUUUUUGAGUCGCGGAGCGCCUGAUGUUUGAAACCCUGCUCAAAAUCAAACUGCCUAGUAACAUUAUCUUAGGUAAUGUACUUGGUCAUACUUUAGUCUCCUAGUGACCAUAGUGACCAUUCGUUGGUGACACUGACUGAGAAGGACGAUUGGGGAAUUUCGUCCACAACGGGGAAGCAUAUCAGAUGACGACAUUCCCUUUUCGACAUUCUCAAUCAUAAAACCAAGCGAAGCGCCUCAAAUGAAGAAAGCUCUACGCACAAAAAGAAAACUAACGGGUUAAGUUUCCUUCUUGUAUCCUAGGUCAGUCCCUUCAUCCAAUACAGAGUCGCCUAGUUCUAGCAUUGGGAACUCCUGGAGAAGGUGUAGGAGUCGGAGCAUUAUCUGACUUCCGCAAUGAAGAAACUCAUCAAUUCUGGAUAGUUCUAUACCUAGUAGAUGCUUAUUUAUAACUUGACCUCAGUUCCUGUCAGCGACUCUCAUGCUGUGCUAGUCACUGUACGAGUUAUCUAUUGGGCUGUGCUCUUAUUCCUCUCCUUGCAUACUCUAUCUCCCUUGAUCGAGUGCUAUUCUCGAGAAUGGUUUAUUGUUCUAUCAUCCUCUUCUUGCUCUUGUACGUACAUCACUAAGCAUAGCAUACAGAAAAUAAAAUAUUAUAGAUACAUACAGUAUAAUUGCGUGGCCCCUUGUGUGAGGGCGCAGUCGAGGCAACCUACCUUAUCCUAUUUUUGCCUUUCAUAGGUAUACCCCAUCAAGACUGGGCGCACUACUACUACUACUGCUACUACUACUACUACUCCUACUCCUAGUUUUUCUUCUUCUUCUAAUGACAAGAAACGCCCGGAGGAGCAGCGCAACGCAAUGGAGAAGGCUGCGCCCAAGCUUAAGGCAUUCUGGGAGCGUGCGGAAACAAUAAAAGAGAAUUAAGGCAUAAAUCUAAGCUCCUAUAACCCAUGAGUGGGGGCAAGAUGUUUAGGAAAACUACUGAGAGCACCGCUCUCCUUUGAGGAGAGUGGACCUCAUGGGCCGAAGUAGCCCUAAUACGCGCAUUAGACAUACUUUAACUUUAAAAAUUAUUUUAAUUUGAAUUAUUUUAACAACUCCUCCUCAAUCAAAAAGAAAACUUGUAGGACAAUCAAUGCUUUAUAGGACAACAAAACAUGAUUUAGACUAACAAAAAUCGACACUAUCACAUCUUCAACUAAUGGCAAACAUCAAAAAAAUGAAGGCUUCUCAGUCAAGCUCUGACUUUCCACCGCAGUGCAGUAGCUCUGAGUUCUAGGCUCCGUUUGUUUUCUAUCCGUUGUAAAAAGAAUAUCAUUUCCUUUGGUCUUCCUCGGUCUAUCUCACAAUAUGCAAAUACCCAUAGACCAACUCGCAUUUCCCUUAUGCAGGGGACCGACGCGACGUCGAGUCAUCCUGUGUCAUAAGGAAUCAGCUUCCUCUCCCACAUUCUAAGCAACAGCGAUUAAGGAAGAGAGCAAAUUACAGACUCG
Molecule: messenger RNA, 1984 nt
Organism: Amoebophrya sp. A25
Lineage: Eukaryota; Dinophyceae; Syndiniales; Amoebophryaceae
Source: the annotation of a GenBank genome assembly